AUUCCUCUCUCCUCCAUAAAAGACUCCUCAGUGUUCACUCUCUUUCUCACCCACUUACUCUCUCACAGACAGUACAAACAACCCCAGAAAUACAGCAAGCAAAAUUAAAACAACUCACUUUCUCACCUGCUCUGUUUCUCUCCGAACCAGAACCAGAGCAUGGAGCGCCUAGCUUUCUCUUGCCUCUUCCUGUUCAUUUCUCUCCUCGCAUUCGCAGAUGCGGGUUCCAUAGGAGUGAACUAUGGUAGAAUCGCAAACAACCUUCCCCCAGCAUCAAAGGUUGUGUCGCUUCUCAAAUCUCAGGGUCUAAAUCGGGUCAAGGUCUUCGACUCCGACCCGGCGGUUCUCAAUGCCUUAUCCGGAUCCGGCAUCAAAGUCACCGUGGACCUCCCAAACGGGCUCCUUUUCGCCGCCGCCAGAAGCAAAUCCUUCGCCUCCACAUGGGUCCAGAAGAAUGUCGCUGCCUACCACCCCUCAACACAAAUCGAAGCCAUUGCUGUAGGAAACGAAGUCUUCGUCGACCCAAACAAUACAACCCGUUACCUCUUACCCGCAAUGAAAAACCUUCAUGACGCUCUCGUGAAGUACAACUUCAAUAAUGACAUCAAAAUCUCUUCCCCUAUAGCUCUCAGCGCACUUCAAAACUCUUACCCUUCUUCAGCCGGGUCUUUCCGACCCGAACUAGUAGAGUCCGUUUUCAAGCCCUUGUUGGGUUUCCUUCGCCAAACUGGGUCGUACCUCAUGGUUAAUGCCUACCCAUUUUUCGCUUACGAGUCGAACGCCGACGUCAUCUCCUUAGACUACGCUUUGUUCCGUGAAAACCCGGGCGUAGUGGAUGCGGGUAAUGGGUUAAGAUAUUUUAGCUUAUUCGACGCUCAAAUCGACGCUGUUUUUGCUGCCAUGUCAGCUUUGAAAUACGACGAUAUCAAGGUCGUUGUAACGGAAACGGGUUGGCCUUCUAAAGGAGACGAAAACGAAGUAGGCGCGUCGGUUCCAAACGCUGCAGCUUAUAACGGAAAUCUGGUCCGUCGGAUUUUGACUGGAGGUGGGACCCCGUUGAGACCCAAGGCAGAUCUGACCGUUUAUUUGUUCGCUCUUUUCAACGAGAACAACAAGAACGGUCCCACAUCGGAGCGUAACUACGGGCUGUUUUACCCUACUGAGGAGAAAGUUUACGACAUACCGUUUACCGUGGAGGGAUUGAAGAACUACCACGACACGCCGCGGACACCCGUGCCCGGUAACCAACACGCGAGAACACCGGUGAACGGUAGCGGAGGCGGAGGCGUGUCGAAGAGUACGUCAGGGAACACGUGGUGCGUGGCGAAGGGUGAUGUGGGGAAAGAGAAGCUGCAGAUGGCUCUAGAUUAUGCUUGUGGUGAGGGUGGUGCUGACUGCCAUCCGAUCCAGCCAGGUUCCACGUGUUAUAGUCCUAAUACUGUUGAGGCCCAUGCUUCGUUCGCGUUCAACAGUUAUUAUCAGAAGAAGAGCCGUGCCAUGGGUACUUGUUACUUUGGAGGAGCGGCUUAUGUGGUCACUCAACCCCCUAGAUAUGGAAGUUGCGAGUUCCCCACGGGAUACUGAAGCCAAAAAAGGGCAUGCAGGGAUUGGUUGGUUUAGAAGAAAGAUAUUGUGCUUGCUGGUUUAAAUUUUUUGGGGUUUCUUCUGUAGUUAUUGUUAGACAAUUAACUUCACUACAUCUGUAAUUAACUGUCCCAAUAUUUAUUACUAUUGCUUUCCUUUCUAAGUA
This is a messenger RNA of Quercus robur (English oak), 1750 nucleotides long. RefSeq names its product glucan endo-1,3-beta-glucosidase 12. NCBI's taxonomy places the organism in Eukaryota, Viridiplantae, Streptophyta, Magnoliopsida, Fagales, Fagaceae. The record is from RefSeq and is a predicted model, not a curated record. Gene Ontology annotation, biological process: carbohydrate metabolic process. Bases 160 to 1584 code for a protein of 474 amino acids. Gene Ontology annotation, molecular function: hydrolase activity, hydrolyzing O-glycosyl compounds. Gene Ontology annotation, cellular component: plasma membrane. The transcript has 3 exons.